Fonticula alba is the source of this 2046-nucleotide messenger RNA. RefSeq lists its product as hypothetical. Gene Ontology annotation, molecular function: crossover junction DNA endonuclease activity. Bases 84 to 1970 code for a protein of 628 amino acids. NCBI's taxonomy places the organism in Eukaryota, Rotosphaerida, Fonticulaceae. The transcript has 5 exons. The record is from RefSeq and is a predicted model, not a curated record. Gene Ontology annotation, biological process: DNA catabolic process; double-strand break repair.
CCUCCUCGCCCUCCCCCCUCCUCGCCCUCGCCCUAUCCCGCUUCCUCGCCCUAUCCCGCUUCCUCGCUCGCACGCCCUGCCGGAUGGCUGCACAUCCGAACAAGCGCCCGCGGCCGGGGUCUGGAGGCUCGUCAGCGGGGCUUCAAAUGGAGGACAUCGUUGUGCUGAUCUCCUCGGACAGUGAUCUGUCGGAUGUCGAUGUUGGCGGGCCGCCGCGCCCGGUCCAGCAGGCUGUUGCUACCAGCUCCCUGUCUUUCGGUGGGGAAGAUCUCCUGGCCAGCCUUCGCGCGGAGGCCGCCGCUUCAGCCGCAACAAGGCCUUCCAUCCCCACGCCGUCCUUCUCCGCGGACGACCUCCUUCCCGGUCGGGCCCAUCCGCCAGCCGCAAUAUUUGAUUCCCGGUCGGCGCCUGCUCUGGACAGCGGAUGGUCUGAUGCGGUGCCCCCUCUCGGCCCGAGCCUGAAUCACGGAUCGCGGCCGGUCUCCCCGUCACAACAGCCCAGACAGCGGGCCAAUGUUGGCUCCAAGCGUCUGUCCGGAGCCGCGGCCCGGUCAAGUACGUCAGCCGCCCUGGCCCCGGAUACGGCUCCCGCGCCGCGAAUUACGAUUGACCGACGGUGGGACAUCCCCCGAUCGAAGGGCAAAGUUCGUGACGACCUGGCACCUGCCUUGAUCGAGAGCCUGGAGCACAUGUGCGAUGCCAAGUUUUUUCCCUCGAUCACCCGAUCGGAGCUGGCAUACUCGCUGCCGCCGCUUCCUGGACUUGGGUCCGGCCCCGCGAGCGUGCCCCCAGAUCCCGUACAGCCGGUGGAUCUCGAUCUCCAGGAGUUGACGGCCCUCUUCCCUUCGGGAAAUGCCCACCCCGGCUCGCGACUCAGUCAGAGGUCCCUCCCUGUGGCGCGAUCCCUGCAGGUGGUCAUCUCCGAGCCGCUGAAUCUCUAUCCGGCCGGUGCCUUCGAGACGAGCUCCUCCCUGACAGUCCCAGUCACCUACACCCUGGCUCUGGUCACCGCGCGGGAGUUCGCCGAACCGGCUUUUCGGGCCACCCUCCGAAGGACCCUGGCCGAGUGGGCGUUCGCCGCGUCGCCGCGCAGCUCGCUGCCCUGGUGCACGGAUGUGCCGGGCUCCGGGACCCGUCCUGUGCCGACUGGCUUGCGAGACUUUGACCCUUUUGUGGAUUUGUUUUCCUCCGGGCCCGGUGGGCUUGGUCGACAGUCGCCCAGUCGCGAGGCGGGUACCAUUCAGUCGCAUCGCCGCCAUGCGCUGCUCAUUGUGGAAGGACGUGCGGUUUUCGAGAAAUCCCUGCGAAAGGCCGCUGCCGCGCGCUUUGCCUCGGCCGCGGCCGAAGUUGCCUCUCAAGGGGCCGACCUCUCGAGUGGCCUCUCAUCUGGCGGCUCGAGUGAUGAGGAGGAGCCGACCGAUGCACCUGGCGACCUGGGUACCGGCAGGCCGGCGCCCAUCUUGACCACCACUCAGUUUCGCCAGGCACUUGUUCAUCUGCAGUUGGACACCGGCAUCCAGCUGGUGGAGACCGCUACCCGCAAGGAAAGUGUCCGGAAGCUCCUUGCGCUGGUGUAUUCGUUGAUCCGGAAAAACCGGCGGGUCGGUUCGGAUGUGGGCCAACAGCACCUCGAGGCUUUUAAACGGACGGCCACCUCAGCCGGCCAAGCACCAGCCGCCGUCUUUUUGAAGAAUGCAUUGAUGAUGAUUCCCAAGGUGUCGGAGGAUGUGGCCGAUGCAAUUGUCAUGGUAUAUCCCUCAUUGGCGGCACUCAUGCGACAGUAUGAGAGCCUGGUCGGAGUGGACCCCGGGUCGGACCCUGGGCGCGUCCGCCAGGCCGAGCAGCUUCUUGCAGACAUCAUCCCGCGCAAUCGUCUUCGGCCUAUCGGCCUCCCCCUUUCGAAGGUCGUCUUCCAGACAAUGUAUGCUCGCGGCCGAGACGGAGCACAGCGCUUUGUGGCGGAUCUCUAAUUUGCCUCCCCUGUCCGGGCAUUGGGGGCCGGCCACGCGUACCAUCUACGACGCUAUCUAAAGGGAUGUAUUUUUU